AUGGGCGAUUCGACUCAGGGAUACACCGAUUUCACAAAUGCUAUGCCUACAUUUCACACGAUUCAGCCCUUUCCAUGGAGCGAUUCAGACUAUCUUAAUAACUAUGAUACCCCCACGCCGCCAGAUCCGAACAGCUCCCAAUUCGUCAAAGUUCUGAAAGGGAUUCUCUUCAUUUUGUGUUUGAUAGAAAAUAGCAUUGCCCUCUAUAUUCUGUGCAAGCACGUCCGAAUUGGUCGCAGCAAAACGUUUUUCCUUUACAUGUUGAUCAGCAUGGCUUGUGCUGAUAUCUUAAUAGCCAUCUUUGUCUACCUUAUGACUAAUGCCGCGUUUUCUCAUCAAGGUAAAGACGUUUGGUUUGUUAGCAAUGCUCUAUGCAAGAUGUACCUUACCUUUAAUCAAAUUGCCUCCAGGGUUAUUGCACUUACUUUGGUCGCUCUAGCUUGGGGCGCCAUACGAAACUCCUCCUCCAAAGGACGAAAGAAACAUACCAGAAAAUUCAGCGCUAUUACGACGUUUCUCCUUUGGGUGAUAGCCACAGGUUUCUCUUCCAUCUACUUUGUGUUUAGCGAGGUUGACGUUAAUGCAUGUGGAGUUAGUCCGGAGGGAAUGUGGCUGGUCAUCCAACUUGGUUUCGCUUUUGAUGUCACUGUUAACUUGAUUUUAACGAUUCUUUGUGUCGCUGUGUUUGUCCGAUUGAGACGAAUGAAGAAGGAAAUGCAUUCACUCAAACGAUCCACAAAAAUUGCUGACAAAUCAAAACAGAAACAACAUACGAAGGAUGAUGAUGGCAGCGAACUGGAUCAUUCGGGAGAGUGGCGGGAAGAGAAGCCUGAUGAAGGAAAUAUGACAAUCUGCGAAGGCCUUAAAAAGAGUUCUUCCAAACACCCCCUAGAAACCUUCAAUAUGGAGACCGAAAAAGUUAUCCGGCCUGCCGGCGGAAGUGUUCGUGAUGGAGAUGCACAGAGUAUCACCAGUCAAUCUACCCGCGAACAGAAAUUAAGAGAAACGCGAAUGGAGGCAAAAAUUACCAUUGCAAUAUCCAUGCCUCUCGUUGCUCUUACCCUACUGUCUUUAUUGUUGCCUUAUUUGAUGAGGUUUCUGUCAUACUCCCAAAUCGUCCACGUUUCAUUUAGCGCGCAGGUAGCUGGUGAGAUUUACGGGAUCAUAAAGCCAGCUAUUUACGCCUGCAUCGACAAGGAAUUCAGGAAGAGAUAUAUGGAACUGUCUCCAUUCGCUUGCUGUUGUUUUAGGAAGAUCUGUCGCGGGUCAUUACAGCCGGGUGUGGCAGCUGAAAAUAGUCGUGUUACACAAGAAGGGGGUGUGUGA
This is a messenger RNA of Stylophora pistillata, 1326 nucleotides long. RefSeq lists its product as uncharacterized. Lineage: Eukaryota; Metazoa; Cnidaria; Anthozoa; Scleractinia; Pocilloporidae. Gene Ontology annotation, molecular function: G protein-coupled receptor activity. Gene Ontology annotation, cellular component: plasma membrane. Gene Ontology annotation, biological process: G protein-coupled receptor signaling pathway. The record is from RefSeq and is a predicted model, not a curated record.